Molecule: messenger RNA, 3752 nt
Organism: Episyrphus balteatus (marmalade hoverfly)
Lineage: Eukaryota; Metazoa; Arthropoda; Insecta; Diptera; Syrphidae
Gene: Best1
Product: bestrophin-4
Exons: 8
Coding region: 1296-3494 (732 amino acids)
Molecular function (GO): chloride channel activity
Source: RefSeq, a predicted model, not a curated record
UUCAGUGUGCUUCGUUCGGCUGUCAUCGUUGGUUGUUUUGUAAACUUUUUUUCUGUCUCCUCUCCGGUAAUCGAAUCCGGCUACUGUGUGUUGUGUUGUGUAAAAAAAAAAUCCCCAUAGGAAAAAGGAAAUAAACAAUUGUUUGCGGAUUUCUUUGUUUUAAAGAGUUCUUUGACACCGGCUACGUUUAAAAAGAAUAGAAAAGGAUAUCCCCAAAAAAAUGUUAUGAAAAAAAGUAGACGCAAUUUUACUAUAUCCAAAGUAGCAGUAAAUAAUUCACGUGUAGGGUUCAUUAGUCAGUCAGUCAUGUUGUUGUUGUUGUGAUUUUAAUAACUGUGAUUGUUGGUUUUCUUGUUUUUUUAUUUUGAUUUUUAAUGAAAACACAGGGUGCAAAAAUGAAAUUGCAAUAUUAAGUUUUUUUAAGGCAUAAAAUAAAUCAAAUCGAUUAUACAAUUUUUUAUUCUGUCCGUGUGGCCUGUCUUGUCUAUGCUGUGCGCUUAAAUAUUUACUUAGCAAAAAAAGUCUUGAGUGUAUUGGCAUGUGCUUUAUUGCAACUUGGGUGGAAUAAUAACAAAACAACGAAGACGGGUGGAGAUAUGAUGCAAAUGCAUGCAAAAAAUCAUAAUUAUGUAUCUAUUUAUUUAUUUUUAUUAUUAAACAAAGUGAUGAAAGAAUAAAAUGAAAACAAAACAAAUAAAAUCGUGGAUUUUUUUUUUGGUUUUAAAUAAAAAAGUAGAGUAUUUUUUGUUUGAGCGUAAGUUUGUCAAUUUAAUGACCCGUUAAGUUGAAAAGUGAUUCAUCAUUCGAAAGAAAAAAAAAAAUCAAACGAUAGUGCUCAGACUUAUUGGGAAAACAGGAUUUACAAAAACCCGGAAGUGGCAAGGUCGCACUUAAAAUUAAUCUAACAAAAAAAAAAGCAAUCUCGUGCUGAUUGCCUCAUUCGCUUUGACGGGCAUUGUUGUUUAGGCGUUGUGUGCAAACUUAAUGAUAUCCAAUGGAGUGAUCGUGCAGUAGAUUACAUCACUGGGACUUUCCUAGUACGGACUACGAACGGGGCUAGGGAACAUAAAUGGCUCUGCCAAUAAACUGCUGCUGACUGAUUUAUGUGCUGUGUUACAUAUUUGUGAUAUAUAUUAUUAUAUUUCCUUAAACAAAACCACAUUAUAGUAUAGAAUUAUAUUAAUUAUGAAAAUAUAUGCUGAUACUAAAAAAAAAUAUAUUCAACAAAAGUGCUAAUUAAAAAAAAAAAAUCUUAAAAAUUAACAAGUUACAAAUAAAACAACAAAAACAACAAGAUGACUAUCACAUACACUGCCGAAGUUGCGACAUGUAGAGGCUUCGGAUGCUUUCUUAAGCUGCUACUCAGGUGGCGAGGCAGCAUUUACAAAUUAGUUUGGCUUGACCUGCUAUUUUUCCUAGGAGCCUACUAUGGCUUAAAUCUAAUGUAUCGAUUAGCUUUGGAUGACCAACAAAAAAAAACUUUCGAAGAUGUUGUUAAAUAUUGUGCCACAUACAGUAAUCUCAUUCCAUUAUCGUUUGUGCUCGGUUUCUAUGUACAAAUUGUUAUGACUCGAUGGUGGAAUCAAUACACAAGUAUACCCUGGCCAGAUCCCAUAGCUGUUUUUGUCAGCUCCAAUAUGCAUGGUCAAGACGAACGUGGUCGUGUAAUGCGCCGAACAGUUAUGCGUUACGUAUGCCUUUGCCUUACCAUGGCAUUGAUAAAUAUUUCACCACGAGUUAAAAAACGCUUUCCCAAUCUUGAAAAUCUCGUCGAUGCUGGUCUUCUGGUCGAAAAUGAAAAGGCCAUUAUCGAGAGUUUAAACAUAAAAUUCCCAAGGCAUUCAAAACAUUGGCUACCAAUUGUAUGGGCAGCGAGUAUAGUAACGCGGGCCCGCAAAGAAGGUAGAAUACGUGAUGAUUUUGCUGUCAAGACAAUUCUAGACGAAUUGAAUAAGUUUCGUGGCCAAUGUGGUUUGCUGAUUUCAUACGACACAAUAAGUGUUCCUCUGGUGUACACCCAGGUGGUAACACUGGCAGUUUAUUCAUUCUUUUUGACCUCGGUAAUGGCUCAACAAUGGGUCGAAAACAAAGCCAUUACAAAUGGAGUUACCAUAAAUAUCGACUUGUAUUUCCCAAUCUUUACAACACUGCAGUUUUUCUUUUAUAUGGGUUGGCUGAAAGUGGCUGAAUCAUUGAUAAAUCCAUUUGGCGAAGAUGAUGACGAUUUCGAGGUAAACUGGAUGGUGGAUAGAAAUCUUCAAGUUUCUUACAUGAUUGUUGAUGAAAUGCAUCAUGAACAUCCAGAACUAAUUAAAGAUCAGUAUUGGGAUGAGAUUUUCCCCAACGAAUUACCAUAUUCCCAGGCAACUGAGAAGUUCCGAGAAGAACAUCCCGAACCAUCAACAGCUAAAAUUGAAGUUUCUAAAGCUGCAGCGAUGCCCACUAAUUUGUCAAGUGUGAAGAUCGAUGAAAUGGUUGGUAAAACAGGUCAAAUGCAAGCGGUUAAUUAUAAAUUCCCAGAAACGGAUACCGUCGAGGAGGUGGAUGAUGCAGCUAGUGGAAUUCACUUUACAGCUGGAAAUGGCAAAGCUCGACAAGGUUCAUCACCUAGUUUGGUUAGUCUUAGUGGAACUAUAUCUCGGGUGAAUACAGUAGCAUCGGCACUCAAACGCUUUUUGAAUCGUGACGAAACCCGUCCAGGAUCCUCAACACCAACAUCAGAGCAGGGAAACUAUCGUUUUCCUGGUUCUGUUAGUUCAACAAGUCUAGUACCACAAGGAGGAGUAGUUCCAAAAGUUCCACCAAGUGGAAGUAUGCGUAUUACUGAUCAAGUUAUCGAAGAAGUUGACGAACAAAUGACAAUAACAUCAAAUCGUGGUGCUGAGAGUGCAAGACCCAAUGUUAAGGAUAUAUUUGGUAGUGCCAGUCAAGUGCAAGAUCAUCGUUCGGAUCCAAUUGAUAUGCCAAAAUAUACACGUGUUCAGUCAACUGGUGAUCCAUCGUUGUUUCCUCCAGGUGGAGUGGAUGCUUUAUUGUCAUCUUCAGCACCGAGUGGUAGGAAUCAAGGAUUUGCUUCUCAAACUGUUCCAUGUUCGCCAAUGGGCGAUAGCACAAAGAGUUUAUUCCAUCAAAGUGAGAAGGAUAAUGGAAGCAGAGAAACAGUGCGUAUGGAUGGACCAAUCAUCUGUCGUUGGUUUGUUUCACCGGUUGAAGAAUAUGAAUCAAAAUCAAAUGCGGAUCCUUCUGAAGACGAUGAUUUUGAAAAAUUGCGAGUAGCACGUGAAAAAGAGCGUCUGGAACGGCAAAAGAUAAAACUUGCUAGAUCCAUUAGCACAGCUCCUGGUAUUACCCUAGACGGAGAGGUUUCCAUGGAACAAAUGGCUGCCUCACAAGCGGCCAUAAGCGGGCCAUCAGUUGAGCAGCCCACUGCAACAGAAGAAGAAGCUGCCGAGAGGGCAUCAACAGCUGGUGUGACUCCAUCACAAAAUUUAUAGCGAAACGAGCGACCUUUAGUUCUUUUUUAUUUUCCAAGCGAGUAGAAAAUACUCGCACCAAAGCACACAUUUUCGUCUUCUUAUUUCUUGUAAAUAUUUUCAAACUGGUUUGUUUGUAUAACCUGUAAUUGUAUCUUUAUUUUUCUUAUAUUACUAAUUUAUAAGAACAAAAAAAAAUCAAUAAAUUCGUUUUAUUGAUUUAUAUUCAUUAUUUAAGAAAGAAAAACAUUCGUAAUAAAUAUUUUUUUACAUAAUCGA